AUGCAGCAAGAGGAGGCAUGUGAAAGCAAACAGUCACUCACACAAUCUGGGCAGAUUUCAGAAAACCUGAGUUUGAGUGGUGCUUUAACCAAAGAAGAUGAGGAAAUGGCAAGAUCUGCUCUGUCAACUUUCAUGGCUAAGGAAGAGGAGAUUCAGAAGAGGAAAAUGGAGGUUCAGGAGAGAGUUCUAGCACAGAUGGGUCGUAUUGAACAAGAAAAUAGGCGUUUGGCCACUAUCCGUGAGGAACUAGAGGCCCUAGCUGAUCCAAGGAAGAAGGAAGUUACACUUGUUCAAAAGAAGAUUGAUGCAGCCAACAAGGAGUUAAAAACCCUUAGACGGACCUCUCAGAAGAAGGUGAAAUAUUUUGACUGA
Molecule: messenger RNA, 372 nt
Organism: Fraxinus pennsylvanica
Lineage: Eukaryota; Viridiplantae; Streptophyta; Magnoliopsida; Lamiales; Oleaceae
Source: the annotation of a GenBank genome assembly